UGGAUGAGAUCUUGGCUGCAACAACACAGAGCCGGACAAAUACCUUAUAGAACUACUCCAUGGAAACGGUCCAAUCUAACCACUGUCAGUUAAACAAUGAGCGAAUAGAGACCAAGGCUGGAUUGGUGUCUUUUGGCUGAUUGCAAUGGAGGGGGCCAAACAAACCAGAGUUUCUCGUCCGCACAGAAUCAGCGAGUCAUCCAAGGUGUACAGAUUGGCUGAGCACCCAGGCACGGUGCUGCAAGGGCUGAACGAGCAGCGUCAGAAGGGGCUGUUCUGUGACAUUAUCCUGUUGGCGGAUGAGCAGCGUGUACCAGCCCACCGCAACCUUCUCGCUGUCUACAGCGACUACUUCAAUUCCAUGUUUACCAUCGGCAUGCGGGAGGCCUGCCAACUGGAGGUCGAGCUGGUGGGGGCCUCUUACAUUGGCCUCAAAGCCGUCAUUGACUUUCUGUACAGCAGCGAGCUCCCGCUGGACGGGGGCAACAUUGACUAUGUGCUGGAGACGGCCCAUCUGUUGCAGGUGUGGCAGGUGGUGGACUUUUGUUGUGAGUACCUAGAGAAUGAGGUGAGCGAGGAGAACUACCUGUACCUGCAGGAGCUGGCUUUCAUCUACAGCCUGGAUCGACUCGAUUCGUACAUUGACAGCUUCAUCCUCUGUAACUUCGGUACCCUGUCCUUCACCCCGGACUUCCUGCAGAAUCUCAGGAUGCAGAAACUCUGCUAUUACCUGGCCAGCAACCAUGUGCAGCAUGACUGUGAACACAACCUGCUGCAGGCCGCUCUGCAGUGGCUCACCCAAAACCCUGAGAGGGAAUCAGAUGCCCGCCUAGUCCUGGCCAACAUCCACUUCCCACUCAUUCCGAUGAGUGACCUCCAGCACAGGGUCAAGCCGACAGUGUGCGCCCUGCUCCCAAAGGAGGCCAACUGUGAGGCUCUGAUUGAGGAGGCCCUGGGUUACCACAGCCAGCUCAUGGUACAGCCAGUCCUGCAGAACAAGCGCUCAACACUGCGUGCUGAUGCCGAUCAGCUGCUGUUUGUUGGAGGGGAAGUGUCAGAGCGCGGGGAGGAGCUGAGCGAUGAUGUUUGCUUCUUGGACCCUGCCGAAGGCCGCUGGGUGUCUGAGACUGAGAUCCCUGCCCGCCGGAGCCACCACUGCGUCACUGUGAUGGGAGGGUUCAUCUUCGUGGCAGGGGGAAGCUCAUCCCGGGACAAUGGAGGGGACGCUGCCUCUAACGUACUCUACCGGUAUGAUCCCAGGUGCAACGAGUGGAUAAAGGGCACUCCUAUGAAGCAGCGGCGCGUGGAUUUCUACCUAGGCACUAUUGCAGACCGGCUGAUUGCUGUGGGUGGACGGAAUGACAAUGGAGCGCUGUCCUCUGUGGAGGUCUACAGCCCGCAAACAGACACCUGGUCCUACGUGGCAGGACUCCCACGAUUUACCUACGGUCAUGCUGGCUCGUCCUCUAAAGAGUUUAUCUACAUCUCUGGGGGCCACGACUACCAGAUUGGCCCUUACAGACGGAACAUGCUUUGUUACAAUUACCGCACAGAUGUGUGGGAGGAGAAACACCCCAUGAUCAAGGGUCGGGGCUGGCACAGCAUGUGCACCCUUCAGGAACACAUCUAUGCCAUUGGAGGCAGUGAUGACCAUGUGGAGACCAUGGAGCGCUUUGACAUCUUGAGUGUGGAGCGCUUCAGCCCCCAGUGUAACCAGUGGACCAGAGUGGCUCCCCUGUUCCAGGCCACCAGUGAGUCCGGGGUUGCUGUUUUGGGUAGUAAGAUUUACAUCCUCGGCGGCUACAGCUGGGAGAACACUGUUUUCUCCAAAAUUGUGCAGGUCUACGAUUUAGAGACGAACAAAUGGACAAGGGGAGUGGACCUGCCUAAAUGCAUUGCAGGGGUGUCUGCAUGCAUCUGCAAGGUCAAACCCAGGAGCCUGGAAAAGAAGCUGAAGAUGAAAGGGCAUCAGCUCAAUGGACGGGGAUCCAUUCAGCUUGCAAAAGAGAGAAGACUUUAACAAAGAAAAUGCUUUCAUAAUAUGUGAACAAAAAAAAACAGAAAAAACUUAUCGUAAGCAUCCAGGGUUACAUUUCCAGCUGUUUCAACUCCAGAUAAACAGUAUUAUGAGUAUAGGUGCUUAAUAUUAAAAACUAAAAUUGCAACAGGCACUGUUUUUAGUUCCUCAUGAAUAGAAUAGUGUCUAAUAUACAGUAUUAAAGCGUGCAUUUUGUAAUGGUUUCAGAAAAAAAAAAAGACUUGUACGAGUAAUCUGAAAAUAUAAAAUAGGGGCCAUAAUUAUCUGAACCUGCAUUACAAAAAAAGAAAACAAGUUUUGAAAUGUAAAGUAUGUAAUAUGGACAGAUUAAAAUUGAAACAAGGCAAAACAAAUUUAGUUAUACCACUGUGGAAACUAGUAAAAACAGCAAAUUGCUAUGUUUAAAAGUAGAAUUAUUAUAAAUAAAGUAUAAGAACUAGAAGCCACAUUAACAGCUGAACUUGGCUACCCCUAACCACAUAGAAACAUUCACAAAUAGUGGGUUUAGGUUAUUAGCAGGGACUGACAGGAUAGAAGAGGAGGUAUGUAGGUACAUAUGACAUCAUUUAUCUUGACUUUCGAAAUGCUUUUGACAUGAAAAACUUGUUAAGCACAAAUCGGUAGAAAUCCAGAGUAGUACAAGCACAUGUCUUCAUACAAAGGAACCAGAGAGUGUCAUGUUGGGCCAUGUAUUGUACCCCACGUAUACAUUAAAUCAUGCAAAAAAUAUAAAAAUAAAAAAGCUUAAUUGUUAAUAAUUGACAUUCAGCUAAGGAAUAGAAAAUAAGAUCAGUAACAUUUCUUGAAUGUGUUGUUGAUUUAUUAAUUUGUUAGAGAGGGAUGUCGCAGAUUUAUACGGAAACAAACUGGUAACACUAAGGUUAAUUUGAUCAGCCUGUACACUGCCUGGAUUUUAUGAGAGUAUUUUUCAGCAUUGCCUUAGAUUGCAAACCCAAGUUGAUCAGUGCUGUAUUUUGCCCUAGAGAUACAGUAGAGAUGAAAGUGGUGCCAGUGAUGAUGAAGAAAAUCUAGAAUAUCCAGUUCUUCUUCCUGAUGAACAAAAAUGACAAAAGACUUAAAGAUAUUUCAGUUUGGGAGGUGUUGGGAUUUGGGGCAGCAGGGUUGAAGUAGGAAACAUUUGUUUAGCAGUAAAGUACUUCAUUAUUGGUCAAACAAAACUACCCCCCCCCUGUAAUUUCUGCAGAUAGCACAAUGCAUUUUUAAUAUUUGCAAAUAAAUGUUUUUGUCUGAUGCCUGUGUAUGAGUUAUUUAUAAUAGCAUCCAAGGGUUCUGGAGACAUUAUAAACCGGGAGAGCAAAGCGGGUCAUGAGUCUCAUACCAGUUGUGCAGUAGGUGUGUUUUCACAAAGUUUAUAUUGAAGGCAGUUUUUUGUUCAUGUUUUGUUUUGUUUUUUGUUUUGCUUUCUUGGUCUCCGAUUAAUUCUCUGGCUUCUAGUAUGGGAAUUUCAAAAUGGGCGGACAUUUUCAGAGCUUGGAAUUUUUUAAAUAAAAAUGAAGUCAUUAAUAGGUGAUGUAUCGUAUAAAUUAUGACUUUUUGAUGUAACAUUGCUUGAUUGUAACUUUCAUGUUGGCUGAGUUGCAAUUAUAGUACUUAUCUAUAUAUUAUAGAACUAUAAUUGCUGCCAUAUAUAAAUUGCAUACCUACCCAAAAAGCGGUCAAAUGUGUGCUACAGUGGUAUAAAAUAAAUGUGAAGUUGAUAUACCAAUAAAAAAAUAACUUUUUGUUAUUUUUUGGCACAACGUAUAUAACAAUGUAACAAUGUAGCAAUGUAGAUAAUAUAUUUGAUUUUUAACAGUUGGAAACAAACAGCCCUAUAGUGCUGCAAGAUGUCCAGUAGCUACAACCAACCCCCAAUGAAUGGUAAAUAGAAUGUACAGACAGAAUGAAUUUCAACAAUAAUUAAAUUUAGUUAAUGGUGAUGCUUUUUCUGUGCACCUUGGUAUAUGGAAGCGACCUGUCUGUCUAACCGUCUGUCUGGAUAUGCAAUUCUCUAAAUAUAUAUUGUAUCUAGAGAACCACAUAUCCAGUUAUGAACAAAGAAGGGUUCGGGAAACUAAUUGAUGUUAAAAUACAAGAAAACAGUCGACAAAGUAAACAUGCCAUUAUUUUUGUUGGUUUAUUAAAUAAAAAUGUCUUAUGAGUAGUCUAACGCACAGAAAUGCCAGAAAAACUAAAAUGAACUUGAUCAGUAGAUGGGGCUGGCGCAGAUGUAUAAAUACACUUCAAUUCAUCUAGCGAAAAUACCCAGCUUAGCCCAUUGGAAUUGAAAAGCAGCGCCCGCAUUCCGGUAAAAGCACCAUACCUCAAUAC
This is a messenger RNA of Polyodon spathula (Mississippi paddlefish), 4369 nucleotides long. RefSeq names its product kelch-like protein 36. Bases 146 to 2020 code for a protein of 624 amino acids. The transcript has 5 exons. Gene Ontology annotation, molecular function: cullin family protein binding. Lineage: Eukaryota; Metazoa; Chordata; Actinopteri; Acipenseriformes; Polyodontidae. The record is from RefSeq and is a predicted model, not a curated record.